AUGAAGAACUUUAAAAUGUCCCGCCUGCUGUCUGUUGUGGGAACGUGGAGUAGGUCUGCAGCUGAUGAUAUUGAGUGCUUGGGCUGCGUGGCGUUUCUGAUUGGCGACGUCGCCGAAGCGGUUGCUCGCCAGAUGAAGCACCUUUCCCGCAGCGAGGGAGUAACGCGGGCCGGUGUGUUGGCGGACGGGCAUGCGGUGGGCCGCUUUCCAAGGGACCCCUGCGUGGUCGGGUGCAUGGCAGGUGGAGAUAAUAGAAGAGUAAUAAUCCAGAGUGAACUUCAAGCCGGCGUUCUGUAUAUGCCCAACAAGUGUUUUGUCACCGUGCUGGACGCGUUCUACGUGGCAGAGGUGCAACGAGCGCAAACUGCCAAGAAAAAAAUAAAUUAA
Messenger RNA from Trypanosoma rangeli, 387 nucleotides. RefSeq lists its product as uncharacterized. Bases 1 to 387 code for a protein of 128 amino acids. The record is from RefSeq and is a predicted model, not a curated record. NCBI's taxonomy places the organism in Eukaryota, Euglenozoa, Kinetoplastea, Trypanosomatida, Trypanosomatidae. The transcript has a single exon.